Zootermopsis nevadensis is the source of this 3323-nucleotide messenger RNA. It is a transcript of the gene Sec61alpha, whose product is annotated as SEC61 translocon subunit alpha. Gene Ontology annotation, cellular component: membrane. Lineage: Eukaryota; Metazoa; Arthropoda; Insecta; Blattodea; Termopsidae. Gene Ontology annotation, biological process: protein transport. The record is from RefSeq and is a predicted model, not a curated record.
ACGUGAUCAGGCCUCUGUAGACGUGUAAAAUAGUUUGAGUAUAUGUGUUGGCGUCGAAGAACGAAAGUUGGUCAGUUUGUGUAAGGUUGGACGUGUUAGUAAACGCAGACUGAUCACUAAAGUGUUAAAAAAAAAUUAAUUUACAAUGGGAAUUAAAUUCCUGGAAGUCAUAAAACCUUUCUGUAGCAUAUUGCCAGAAAUAGCAAAGCCUGAAAGGAAGAUCCAGUUUCGAGAGAAGGUACUAUGGACUGCCAUCACUCUCUUCAUUUUUCUUGUGUGUUGUCAAAUUCCAUUGUUUGGUAUCAUGAGUUCAGACUCGGCAGAUCCUUUCUAUUGGAUACGUGUAAUUUUGGCAUCCAACAGGGGAACCUUGAUGGAGUUGGGUAUUUCACCAAUUGUCACAUCAGGUCUUAUCAUGCAGCUGCUUGCCGGAGCUAAGAUUAUUGAAGUUGGUGACACUCCUAAGGAUAGAGCACUUUUUAAUGGAGCACAGAAAUUGUUUGGAAUGGUGAUUACUGUUGGACAAGCAAUUGUUUAUGUGAUGACUGGAAUGUAUGGAGAUCCAGCAGAGAUUGGUGCGGGUGUAUGUUUACUGAUCAUCAUCCAGCUGUUUGUGGCUGGUCUCAUUGUCUUGCUGUUGGAUGAACUGCUUCAGAAGGGAUAUGGUCUUGGGUCAGGCAUCUCUCUCUUCAUUGCUACCAACAUCUGUGAGACCAUCGUGUGGAAGGCAUUUAGUCCUGCCACUGUGAACACUGGCCGUGGAACAGAAUUUGAAGGUGCUGUAAUUGCAUUGUUCCAUCUGUUGGCAACCAGGCAAGACAAAGUCAGAGCACUUCGUGAAGCAUUCUACAGACAGAAUCUGCCAAACCUAAUGAAUUUGCUGGCUACAAUUCUUGUGUUUGCCAUUGUCAUAUACUUCCAAGGCUUCCGAGUGGAUCUGCCAAUCAAGUCUGCACGCUACCGGGGCCAGUAUAGUAGCUACCCUAUCAAGUUAUUUUACACGUCCAACAUUCCAAUCAUUCUUCAGUCUGCACUUGUGUCCAACUUGUAUGUGAUUUCUCAGAUGUUGGCAGUGAAAUUUACCGGUAACUUCUUUGUCAACCUGCUUGGAGUGUGGGCAGAUGUUGGAGGCGGCGGCCCUGCACGAGCAUAUCCAGUCGGUGGAUUAUGUUACUAUUUAUCACCACCUGAAAACAUUGGCCACAUUCUUGAAGACCCAGUCCAUGCCGUGUUAUACAUAUUUUUCAUGCUUGGUUCUUGUGCGUUCUUCUCCAAGACAUGGAUAGAUGUGUCAGGAUCUUCUGCAAAGGAUGUUGCCAAACAGCUUAAGGAGCAACAGAUGGUAAUGAGAGGUCACCGUGAUAACUCCAUGAUCCGAGAGCUGAAUCGUUACAUCCCAACUGCAGCGGCCUUUGGCGGUCUCUGUAUUGGGGCGCUUUCCGUCCUGGCCGAUUUCCUGGGUGCCAUUGGGUCAGGCACUGGAAUUCUCCUUGCAGUUACAAUUAUUUAUCAGUACUUUGAAAUUUUUGUUAAAGAACAGAGUGAAAUGGGCGGCAUGAGUACAUUGCUGUUUUAAACAUCACAUACGCAUUGCAGUUGUGGAUUCAAUAUUAGUACCCAUGAUCUUGUAGCUUUUUUUCAGCAUUUUCACUCAAAAUGUUGGUAUCCAAACAUCGAAAUGAAUUCAUGUUUUACAUGGAAUAUGUGUUGAUUAAAGGCAUCAGGUCUGUGAGUAUGAAGCAUUUGUAUACACAUCUCUGUGUUGUCGCUGUAUGCAAGGAGAAUUUAAUUAUUUGGUAAAAUUUUAUGGAGAAAUUGAGUCUUUGACUUGAACUGUGGAUUAUAGAGACUAUUUUUAAUUACAUUUUUCCCCAAAGGAACCAGAUUGGACGCAGUAGCAAGCUGGGUUAUAUUGCAUGUUCUGAGAAUUUAAAAUAGUGCAUAGAAAGGAGAUGCAAGUGCAUUUAAAUUCCUGAAGAGCUUUCAGUGAGUUGUGAAUUUGGUAUGUGGAUGAAAUGGGGCUGGUAAAUUCUUGGUUAGUCUUCGUGCCAAUGUGUGUUUUGCAGUGCUUACUGACUCGAACAGGGAAUAAUUUAAAAUUAAAAUGAACUCGGUAAGUUAUUGAAUGAAAAAGUGUUGAUUUUUUUCUUCAGGGAUCUGUUAAGGGAACAGUCUUUGAUUUGCUUGAAUUCCACUUUAUAACAGUUUGAAAAUUAAAAUUUAAUAUAUUUUUUUAAAAACCAAUUUAUCUGCAGUAUUACAGUUCUUUAAUAUCCGGCUGUUCUUACAAUUCUCUCAAAAGUGUGUCAUUUGUAAGUAUAUGUGCUAAAGGUUAUAACCCUUUCAACUGCUGUUGCUGCUAUUUAGCCUACCUCCACAAACUGGAAUGUGUGUGGUACUCAAGUAAAGAAGAUAAAAUAUGAAGAUGGUGUGGUUGUGCAAUGCUGUUAAUAUAUGAGGUGUGUGACAUUUUUAUUUUACCAACUCAAAGUUGAUAUAUGGAAGAAAAAUAUGAAUUACUCAUUUUUUACAUUUUUGUUCUUUCAUGUUUAUUGACCCAUCUUAAGUUACUGCAUUGCAUAGUAAUGAGACCUCUGAAAGUAGUCAUUAAAUUGUAAGCUCCAUAAUUUCCUCAGUCACAAAGCUAUUUUUAAUAGAAUCCAUUCAUACAUAUCUCAGUAAAGUAUCGACCAAUAUGUCACUUUCCUUGAAGAUGCAUACAUAGCAAAUCAAAGAUACCACUGACAGGGAAAACCAGUCAGUGUUAAUGCGGAAGAUAUUUGAGAGAGAUUAUUAUAAGGGAUUUUGGUCAUUCUUACUUCAUUUCAGAAAGUUAUAGUUUGUAGUAUGUAUAUUCAAAACAAUUGGAACUAAAUAUUAAGCUUUGGAAAGUUUAUCUUUAAAAAUAUGUGGUACUUUUUGUAAAACCAAGUGUAAUCUGGAAUCCAGAUUGCUUUAUCGUAAUUGAUACAGUGAGAUAUGUGAAUCAAGUUAUAGCAAUGAACAUGACACAAUUUGGAGGAUAUAGGCUAUAUAUUGUGCAGACUACAUUCAUUACAGAAGAUUGAAACAUUUACUUUUAUUGUGGUACUUCGGUUGUGAGGUACAAUAACAUUUUGUGUAAGACUAAGAAUGUGGUAACCGCGUACGUGUGUUUGGAUUGAGCUGUGCUUUUUUUUGUCACUUGUGUGAAUGACACUAAAGUUAAGUUUGUGGCCAGACAUGUUUCUCCCCCAUCUAAUGUUUCUGAAAACAGAUCAUAUAAGGUGUAAGGUAUUUAAUAGUAAAUUUCCGAAAUUGUUGAAAUAAAAAUGUACAGAGUA